This is a messenger RNA of Xenopus tropicalis (tropical clawed frog), 3078 nucleotides long. RefSeq names its product GRAM domain containing 1B (gene gramd1b). Gene Ontology annotation, cellular component: organelle membrane contact site; membrane; endoplasmic reticulum membrane. The coding region runs from base 332 to 2470 and encodes 712 amino acids. The transcript is spliced from 17 exons. The record is from RefSeq and is a predicted model, not a curated record. Lineage: Eukaryota; Metazoa; Chordata; Amphibia; Anura; Pipidae.
GCUGCUGCUUCUCUGUUUGUCUCUGGGAUAACAUCUGCUGGAGGCUGCACUGACACAGCCAGGGUUACUGUAGGUCAGAGACCCACGUGGUUUAACAGAGGGGAGUGGUAAAAUGCAGAGUGUUUGAGGGACUCACAGCAGAGAGACUAUCAAACAAAUGUUGAGCAAGAACUUAGUGAAUGAAGUGAACUUAGUAAGUGAACAGUGUUUUUCUGCAGCUGAGACCUGUGUGUCAUCGAGAUUGUACUAUUCUGAAUGGCAUGAAGGCAUAGUGAGGUGAGGGGAAAAGCAAACAAAACAGAGGAACAAGAGGAGUGCAGUGGGAUUGAAGAUGAAAGAGAAGUCAAUAGUUGAAACACUUUCCAUGCCCUUUGAGAAUUCCUUCCAGCAGCAUCUAAUGGACACCAUGGAGUGCACCACAGACUGGGAAAUGGACAGUUUUCAGGAAGAAGCGUUACUGUGGUACCUGGACAGGUUAAGUUACAUUCCACAGGAGUGCGGGCUCCACAACACUUCUGAGUGUGAAGAAGUUCCAGCUGUACUUAGUCCAACAUACAAACAAAGAAAUGAAGAUUUUCGAAAACUUUUUAAACAGCUACCAGAUUCUGAGCGUCUCAUUGUAGAUUAUUCUUGUGCUUUGCAAAGGGACAUCCUUUUGCAAGGGCGGCUCUACCUGUCUGAGAAUUGGAUCUGUUUCUACAGCAACAUCUUCCGUUGGGAGACAUUGCUAACAGUACGAUUAAAAGAUAUCUGUUCGAUGACCAAGGAGAAGACUGCCAGACUUAUUCCAAAUGCCAUCCAACUCUGCACUGAAACUGAAAAGCACUUUUUUACAUCAUUUGGGGCUCGUGAUCGAACCUACAUGAUGAUGUUCCGGCUUUGGCAGAAUGCUUUGCUGGAAAAGCCUCUGUGUCCAAAGGAGCUCUGGCAUUUUGUCCAUCAGUGUUACGGGAAUGAGCUAGGGCUUACAAGUGAUGACGAAGACUAUGUGCCUCCAGAUGAUGACUUUAAUACAAUGGGAUUCUGUGAAGAAAUUCCUGUGGAAGAAGUGGAAGUAGUAAACUACAAUUCAUCAAAAAGCAGCAAUGAGGUAAAACCAGAGACCAACUCAAACCUACAGGACCCAUCUUUAACUAGUAGCAAUGUGACAUCCACUGCCAGCAGUGAUGCCCCAGCAUUUGAUGGGGGAAUGCUAGAUGAGAUCGACAGCUCAUUAGAUAAGGAGAUAUUAAUUGCAAAUCUUGAGGAACAGAAGGUGGUACUUCUUCCUCCUGUGACUUCACCAUCCUUGGACUUUAAUGAUAAUGAAGAUCUCCCCACUGAGUUGAGCGAUUCCUCAGAUACCCAUGAUGAAGGUGAAGUGCAGGCCUUUUAUGAGGAUCUGAAUGGUCGACAGUAUAUCAAUGAGGUAUUUAGUUUUAAUGUGGACAAGCUCUUCAGCCUUCUUUUCACUGAAUCUCAGUUCCAAAGAGACUUCAUGGAACAGAGACGCUUCACGGAAGUAAUAUUUCACCCCUGGAAGAAGGAAGAAAAUGGCAACCAGACAAGAGUUAUUCUUUACACCAUUGCACUUUCUAACCCAUUAGCACCCAAAUCAGCCACAGUCACAGAGAAUCAGACAUUGUACAAGGCAAGCCAAGAGAGUGAGUGCUAUGUGGUAGAUGCCGAAGUUCAGACUCACGAUAUUCCUUAUCAUGAUUACUUUUACACCAUCAAUCGGUACACAUUGACAAGAGUGGCCAGGAAUAAGAGCAGACUCAGGAUCUCAACAGAGUUACGUUAUCGGAAACAACCAUGGGGUCUUGUCAAAACCUUCAUAGAAAAAAACUUUUGGAGUGGACUUGAUGAGUAUUUUCAUCAUUUAGAGAAUGAACUGACCAAAGCAGAGACGGCAUACUUAUCUGAUCUACAUCAACAGUCCCCCAAAGUAAAAAGCAGCAAAAUCACUUCCACGCGCAGAAGGAAACGUCCCCAUACUCACCUGCGCAUCCCACAUCUACAGGAAGUCUUGAGCCCAGUUACAACUCCCACCGAUGAAGAGAGGCAGCAUCAUCACAUCAGACAUGUUGCAGGUUCUACUCAAACGCGGCAUGUUCCAGAAGAGAAACCAAGUCAUUUACAAAGCAUUUCUAAACUUCUGCUGGUAAUCAGCUGUGUUUUGGUGCUGCUAGUGAUGCUCAAUGCAAUGCUAUUUUAUAAGCUGUGGGUGCUGGAAUAUAGUACACAAGCACUGACAACAUGGCAAGGCCUCAGGCUUCAGGACAGCCACCUGCCUCAAUCACAAGCUGAGUGGACACAGUUGUUAGAAUCACAACAGAAGCACCAUGACACUGAAAUGCAAAAAUGGAAGCAAAUCAUUAAGUCUUCUGUGAUGCUGCUGGACCAGAUGAAGGAUUCGCUAAUAAACCUUCAGAAUGGAAUAAUUUCCCGAGACUUUGUUUCAGAAUCAGAAGAAAAACAGUACCAAUGAGAGCUCCUGGUGCCGACAGCCAGAGAAAAGAGUGCAAUAUGUGUAUAGAGAAGACUUGAAUGUAGAUACAUAUAUAUGUAUACUAUGGAAAUAAAUUUAUAUUAUAUAAUGAAUUAAAAAGAGAGCAGCUAUGUGGAUGAAUGGUCAUCUUCCUGCUGUCUGAUAUUGGAGGUUUUGAGAUACUGGCAAAGAUGUUUCUGACCUAAUUUCGCAGCACUUACUGUAUGUUCUAAAGAAAAGACUGUGCAGCUCUUCCAUGGAACCAGGACCUUUCCCAAUCCAAUGUACAAUUCUGCUCCAUUGCUCUACCUCCAGUGUCACAAACCUUGCAGAUGUCAGCCUGACACUGCCCUUCACCAUGGAGCUGUUCACUGGUGCCCUAAAUCGAUAGGUGCUGUGGAGAUACACAGAGACAGCCCAGAAGAAUGAUGAUGAGAAGAGGAUGGGGCUGUUGCACAAAGCUCCAUGUGGAUAUUUCAGUGCAAAAUUAAGUGACUCAUCUGCCAAGACUCCACUGCCACUAAGCACAUGUCUGACAGUGCACCAUCUGUGAAUAAUUUGUCUCCUAGAUGGAGAAAAUACAUGGAAGAAGCUUUUUUUUAACAAUA